CCACACGCUUCGCGCCUCUCCUGUGCCCGAUGGGCCCUUGGGCGCGGAUGCCCUUGGGAAGGUCCUUGCCCUAAGGACAGGACGAACCCAAGGCUUUUGCUCCCCCGGCUGUCAUUCCUAUCUUCGCUGCCUCUCUCACACCCAGCUUUGCAGAGUAUAUCGGGCUGUGCUCGAAUGAUAUCUCUGGACGUUCUAUAGGAACGUGUUUCCUGCGCGUUGUUCUGAAUAUCUGCCAGAACCGUUCCACCUGCUCUGGAGACAUGGCGCUCUUUGCGUUGGCUCUCCUCAGCAUCCUGGUGACAGUUGAUGCAGUUCUCCAAACAAGCUACCCCGUUAAUGCACAGCUCCCUCCAGUGGCCCGGGUAUCACAGCCAUUCGAAUUUGUCUUCUCCCAAGGCACGUUCGCCGGCAGCAACGCUCAAACACAAUACACGCUCUCCAACGCGCCGGCAUGGCUCAAACUGGACAGCAAAAGCCGUACCCUGUCCGGGACGCCUCAGAAAGACGAUCAAGGAUCACCGACAUUCGAUCUCGUGGCUUCGGAUAACUCCGGGUCAGUGAACAUGGGGGUCACUCUGAUCGUAACGACCGACGACGGACCGAAACCAGGGAAGCCAUUACUCCCACAGCUCGAAGACAUGGGCCCCACGUCGGCUCCGGACACCAUCAUCAUACAUACCGGGCAAUCAUUUUCGUUAUCCUUCGACCCUGACACGUUCGCCAACACUCGCCCCUCGACUGCCUACUACGGGACAUCUCCAGACAAUGCUCCGCUCCCAUCAUGGGUUGUAUUCGACCCAGCCUCGCUCAGCUUCUCAGGCUCAACCCCGAACAGUGGUCCCCAAACAUUCAGCUUUAAUCUCGUUGCCUCGGACGUAACCGGGUUCAGUGCAGCCACGAUGACUUUCGAGAUGGCAAUUAGUCCCCAUAUCUUGGCAUUUAAUCGAAGCACACAGACAUUCUUCAUCUCUCGAGGUCAACAGUUCACCAGCCCUCAAUUCGCCAGCAAUCUCACCUUGGAUGGACACAAUGUAACGAAGAACGAUGUGGUUAAUAUCCAGGUGGAUUCACCGGAUUGGUUGUCGCUGGACAACGAGACCAUUUCUCUGAGCGGCACUCCACCGGCAAAUGCAGCAGACAAUAACGUCACGAUUAGCGUGACGGAUAGGUUUCAAGACGUGGCGACGCUUAUCAUCAGUUUACAAUUCACCCAAUUUUUCCAUGAUGAUACCGACGAGGUGGAUGCUAUCAUUGGGGGAUACUUCAUGUUUGUCUUUGACAGCUCGGUCUUGACCAAUGAUUCUGUCCAGGUGGAUGUGGAUUUGGGGCAAGACCUUCCCUGGCUUCAUUACAACCGUGACAACAAGACGCUCUACGGACAAGUUCCCUCCGACAUCAGCCCAGAAAGUUACCAUAUCAACUUGACAGCCCGGGAGGGCACCGCAGAGGACACUCGCCAGUUCACCAUCAAAACGGUGGUGGAAGGGACCACCGACAGGCACAACACGACCAGUUCUACAGCGCCUAGCCAACAGAAUAUGGUUCGCGGAGGCAAAGCUGGAAUUAUUGCCAUCGCCGUAGUCGUUCCUUUUGUGUUUCUGAGCACCGCCCUGCUGCUGUUCUGCUGCUGGCGUCACAAGCGUAAAGCGGCCGCGGCCAACCCCGAGGACGGGCAGCCACCCGAGAAAACACCGCCAUCACGGCCAGAGCGCUGUGAUGUCUCGCAUAGUCAGCCUUUUGAAGAGACCACGCGGGGUGACCCUCCGAAGAUACUCAGAAUCCCUUCGCCAUCAUCUGAGCCUCCGAAACUGGAGCUACCCUUAUGGAAUGCGAGCCCUCUGAAUGACAGUGAACGGGCUCCUGAAGCGGCCGACAAAGAAAACACCUUCUCGGAUUCCACUUUCGACUGGGGAUUCGCGCCCUUGAAAGAACCGGAGCCGGCAGCGACCAAACCGGUCGAAGACUUGCCCGCGCAGCCGAAGCGCCUGUCGUUCCAGAACAGUCCUCCCUUACAUAGGCGAACCACAACAAGUUCGCGGAGACGAGAGCCUCUUAGACAAACCCAACCCAGGAGAUCUUUGAAGCGAAACUCGACGACGUCUCGAUCACGAAGGUAUUCGAAACGGUCGAGCGGCAUUUCGACGGUUGCAUCCGGGCUCCCACUCCGACUCAGUGGUGCUGGACACGGAGCCGGUGGGUUCGGCCCCCCGGGCCAUGGGGUGGUGCGCCUUUCCUGGCAAAACACGCACGCUUCAUUCCAGAGCGACGAGAGCGACGUGGGCAAUCUCGCGCCGCUGUUCCCUCGGCCGCCCCCUCGGACCCGAGAGAGCGGGGAUUUCUCAAGACGAUUGAGCCUUCGAACUGUAGAGCCGGAUGCUCUAACGAUCUCCGAGACCGACUCGUUGGAGGCCUUUGUCCACAGCCGUGCGAAGAGCCGGAACUCUUCGAACCCAUUGUUCGCCGGUCAAUACGGUCGCCGUACAUCGGCGGGCCGGGCUCUCGAACGCGCCCGCAGCACCGUGAGUCGGACAGAGACGGUGGCCAGUUCCAAUUAUGUCGAUGAAUCUCGCUACUCAGCCCAAGAGCGUCCGUGGUCGGCAGCCAUGUCUGCAUCCAUUUACACCGAUGACAAUCGCCAAUCGGCUUAUCUACAUAGCUUGUCAGAAGAAUCCGUCGACAUCCCCCCGUCCCGUGCUGUGAGCAAAUUGCCCAGCCAAUCGAGUCUGGCACAAAAUUAUUCCGAGGCGAUCGCGCCUCUGCCUGGGUUCUACAGUGAGGUGAGCUUGGAUGGCAAGAAACCGAUGAUGGAUGGAGGAGUCUUUGGGAAGGAAAAUGAUCCGCCCGCUGAGCGGCAGAUCGGGGAGAGCAGUCGGCCUUGGUAUCAGACUGGUUUCUACACGCAAGGUGACAUGGCUGGCGCCGGGCAAUCCCUGCGCAGAACCCCCUCGCUUUAUUCUCUUCCAGACGACUCCAAAUCACGCCGAGUCAGCUUGAACCGGGCGGGGGAUCCGAUAGGAAGCUUGAGAAACGACCUGAGUUUCUUGUAAGGGAGAGGAAAGUGAAAUGCUUGGUCUUUCUGUUCAUAUUUGAUUGGGGUUCGAAAAUGGUUCGGCGAGCGUGAUAUCCAUGGAUUCUGGCGGGUUCAUCUGAAUUGCUUUCAUUAUUUAUCCAUGGGCCGUUGGACGGUUCCGUGUCUAGUGUCUAGUGUCUACCUAGAUAAUCCAGUUAAUACCUCAAUGCGAUUGGGCCGAUGUGAUCGGUCUUACUGGCGGAGCUGUCGUCAAUGCACAACAAUGCAACCAACCCUCGUC
This is a messenger RNA of Aspergillus ibericus CBS 121593, 3311 nucleotides long. Its product is annotated as putative transmembrane glycoprotein. Gene Ontology annotation, cellular component: membrane. Lineage: Eukaryota; Fungi; Ascomycota; Eurotiomycetes; Eurotiales; Aspergillaceae. Bases 261 to 3047 code for a protein of 928 amino acids. Gene Ontology annotation, molecular function: calcium ion binding. The transcript has a single exon. The record is from RefSeq and is a predicted model, not a curated record.